Molecule: messenger RNA, 1119 nt
Organism: Drosophila bipectinata
Lineage: Eukaryota; Metazoa; Arthropoda; Insecta; Diptera; Drosophilidae
Product: aldo-keto reductase family 1 member B1
Cellular component (GO): cytosol
Molecular function (GO): aldose reductase (NADPH) activity
Source: RefSeq, a predicted model, not a curated record
UUGAAAAUCAACACCAGUUGCUCGCGAAGACUUCGAACUGCCGGAUCAGACCGCUCCGAACACUCGAAAACCAUAGAAACAUAGCGUUUAAUUUACACUGCACUAAUUAUCAGUUCCACCGAACCGAGAUGACAAAUUUAGCUCCCACUAUCAAGCUGAGCAACGGCCGCGAGAUGCCGAUCUUCGGCCUGGGCACCUGGAAGUCGUUUGAGUCGGACGCCUACCACUCCACGCGUCAUGCCCUCGACGUGGGCUACCGGCACCUCGACACCGCCUUCGUCUACGAGAACGAGGCGGAGGUCGGCCAAGCCAUCGCCGAGAAAAUCCAGGAGGGAGUUGUAUCUCGCGGCGACGUCUUUGUGACCACCAAGCUAGGAGGCAUCCACCACGACCCCACGCUGGUGGAGCGCGCCUGCCGUCUCAGCUUGAGCAACCUGGGCCUGGACUACGUCGAUCUCUACCUGAUGCACAUGCCCGUCGGACAGAAGUUCCACAACGACAGCAAUGUCCACGGCACCCUCGAGCUGACAGACGUCGACUACCUGGAUACCUGGCGGGAGAUGGAGAAGCUGGUGGACCUGGGCCUGGCGCGCAGUAUCGGCCUCUCCAACUUUAACGCCGCGCAGACAGAGCGGGUGCUGGCCAACUGCCGCAUUCGCCCAGUCGUUAACCAAGUGGAGUGCCAUCCUGGCUUCCAGCAGAGGCAGUUGCGCGAGCACGCAAAGAAGCACGGCCUGGUCAUCUGCGCCUACUGCCCGCUGGCCCGCCCUCAACCCGCCCGCCAAUGGCCUCCUUUCCUCUACGAUGAUCACGCCCAGAAGCUGGCCAAGAAGUACGGACGCACAACAGCCCAGAUUUGCCUUCGAUAUCUAGUUCAACUGGGCGUCAUUCCACUGCCCAAGUCCUCCAACAAGGCACGCAUCGAGGAGAACUUCCGGGUCUUCGACUUUGAGCUGGAGCCAGAGGACUUCCAGAGCAUGGAGCAGUACCACACGGGACAGCGCACGGUACCAUUUUCUGGAAUGUCGGGACACAAGUACUAUCCCUUCAACGACGAGUUCUAGUUCUCCGCACCCAAACCCCUAGUAUUUGUAAAAUAAAGCGUAUUACGUAGAGAAA